Messenger RNA from Acomys russatus (golden spiny mouse), 1469 nucleotides. RefSeq names its product solute carrier family 17 member 1 (gene Slc17a1). Bases 16 to 1413 code for a protein of 465 amino acids. The record is from RefSeq and is a predicted model, not a curated record. Gene Ontology annotation, cellular component: membrane. Lineage: Eukaryota; Metazoa; Chordata; Mammalia; Rodentia; Muridae. The transcript has 11 exons. Gene Ontology annotation, biological process: phosphate ion transmembrane transport; monoatomic anion transport.
GAAGAUAAGCAUCAAAUGGAGAACCAGUGCCUUCCCAAGAAAGUUCCAGGUUUCUGUUCCUUUCGCUAUGGGCUGGCCAUCCUUCUGCACUUCUGUAAUAUUACCAUCAUGGCCCAGCGAGUGUGCCUAAACCUCACAAUGGUAGCCAUGGUGAACAGCACAAAGCCAGCCCAUUCAACUAAUGACUCUGCGGUGGCGAUUCUGGAUGACGUAAAGAACCCUGUGUACUCCUGGAGUCUUGAUAUCCAAGGGCUUAUUCUCAGUUCUGUCAUCUGUGGCAUGGUUGUGGCUCAAAUCCCUGUUGGGUACCUGGCUGGGAGGUACCCGAUGAAGAGGAUAAUUGGGUCUUCACUAUUCUUCAGCUCCAUCUUGUCCCUGCUCAUCCCACUGGCCGCACAAGCUGGAGCAGCUUUGAUCAUUGUGUGCCGAGUACUUCAGGGAAUAGCCCAGGGGACAGUGUCUACAGGCCAACAUGAAGUAUGGGUCAAAUGGGCACCUCCCUUGGAACGAGGCCGACUUACCUCUAUGACGCUAUCGGGGUUUGUAAUGGGACCAUUUAUUGUCCUGCUUGUGAGUGGAUUCAUCUGUGAUCUUCUGGGCUGGCCCAUGGUUUUCUACAUUUUUGGCAUUGCUGGCUGCGUUCUGAGUCUCUCCUGGUUCGUUCUGUUCUACGAUGACCCCAAGGACCACCCGUACAUGAGCAGCAGAGAGAAAGACUACAUCGUAUCCUCUCUCAUGCAGCAGGUCAGCUCAGGCAGACAACCUUUGCCAAUCAAAGCAAUGCUUAAGUCUCUUCCAGUCUGGGCCAUUAUCCUCAACAGCUUUGCUUUCAUAUGGUCGAACACCUUCCUGAUUACAUAUACUCCGACAUUUAUCAGCACCGUGCUUCACGUGAAUGUUAGAGAGAACGGGCUGCUGUCCAGCCUCCCCUACCUGCUUGCCUACAUCUGUGGUAUCGUAGCAGGUCAGAUGUCAGACUUCUUCCUGUCCAGGAAGAUUUUCAGCGUAAUUACCAUCCGGAAACUCUUCACCACCUUAGGGACUCUCUGUCCUGUGGUCUUCACCAUGUGCGUGCUCUACCUAAGCUUCAACUUCUACAGCACCGUCAUUUUCCUGACUCUGGCCAACUCCACACUCAGCUUUUCCUUCAGCGGGCAACUUAUCAAUGCCUUGGAUAUUGCUCCCAGAUAUUAUGGAUUUCUUAAAGCAGUUGCAGCUUUAAUUGGAAUGUUUGGAGGCCUAAUUUCUUCAAGUAUAGCUGGGUUGAUCCUUAGUCAGGACUCGGAAUACGCUUGGCAUAAAAUCUUCUUCUUGAUGGCGGGCAUCAACGUGACAUGCCUAACUUUCUACCUUCUAUUUGCUAAAGGAGAAAUCCAGGAGUGGGCUAAAGAAACGAAAACCACACGAUUGUGAAGGUGAGGCUUGAAACUGAAGAUAUGUGGAAGUGAACAACUGAUGAUGAACUUCUG